UCACCUGCACUUUCUGGAUCACAAUUCUGAAUUUCACUCGAAGCCUAGCACCACAAGGACACUAUUGUCCUUCCACCCAAAAAAAAUAAAAGGACACUAUUGUCUCUUUCUUCUCCCUAAAUUCACCAAAAAUCUCCUCUCCUUUCUCCAAUUCUGUGUGCAAACCCGAAAAGGAGCAAACAGUAAUUUGAGCACUGUAUUAUCUCUUAGCUCCUGAUAUCAAAUCAAUCCUCGAAAAUUCCUUCCAGAUCCUCCUCCAAUGGCGACCCUCUCUGCCUUCGCACCACCCUCGUGGCCUGACCCCAACUCCAACGCCACUUUCCACUCCGAACCCAUCGACGACACCUCGAGCGUCGCCGAUUCGUCGAUGUCAGCCGACGACAACGCCCCCCAAUCACCCCCGGACCCUAACCCUAAUGUCCACAGCAACCCCUUCUCCGUACCCCAAGAGCUGCCAACCCCUCCUGCGUCACGCUCGCCUCCGUCGCUGUUCCACCUGUCCUUCAACCAGGACCACGCCUGCUUCGCCGCGGGUACGGACCACGGCUUCCGGAUCUACAACUGUGAUCCGUUCCGCGAGCUCUUUCGCCGGGACUUCGACAACGGCGGCGGAAUCGGCGUCGUUGAGAUGCUCUUCCGCUGCAACAUCCUGGCCAUAGUCGGUGGUGGGCCGGACCCUCAGUACCCCACCAACAAAGUCAUGAUCUGGGACGACCACCAGGGCCGGUGCAUCGGAGAGCUCUCCUUUCGCUCCGUUGUCCGGUCCGUACGGCUCCGCAGGGACCGAAUCGUCGUCGUUUUGGAGCAGAAGAUUUUCGUGUACAACUUCGCCGACCUGAAGCUACUGCACCAGAUUGAGACGAUCGCGAACCCCAAGGGGCUCUGCGCUGUGUCGCAAGUGGCCGGGUCACUGGUGCUGGUGUGCCCUGGCUUGCAGAAAGGGCAGGUCAGGGUUGAGCAUUACGGGUCCAAGAGGACCAAGUUCAUCAUGGCUCACGAUUCCAGGCUUGCAUGCUUUGCUCUCACACCCGAUGGCCAGUUGCUCGCCACCUCCAGCAACAAAGGGACUCUUGUUCGGAUUUUUAAUACGCUUGAUGGAACUUUGCUUCAAGAGGUAAGGAGGGGUGCGGACAGAGCAGAAAUCUAUAGUUUGGCAUUCUCUUCAACUGCCCAGUGGCUUGCAGUCUCUAGUGACAAGGGAACUGUCCAUGUUUUCAACCUUAAGGUGAAUUCUGGGUCCUCUGGAAAUGAGAAUUCACGAACUGCAUCUGAUCCUAAUCUUGCUGUUUCAUCAUCAAACUCCUCUCUUUCUUUCAUCAGAGGUGUGUUGCCUAAGUAUUUUAGCUCAGAGUGGUCUGUUGCUCAGUUUCGCUUGCUUGAGGGCUCUCAAUACAUUGUUGCUUUUGGUCACCAGAAGAAUACAGUGGUAAUUCUUGGCAUGGAUGGAAGCUUCUAUCGAUGUGAAUUUGACCCGGUGAAUGGAGGAGAGAUGACCCAGCUGGAAUAUCACAACUUUCUAAAGCCAGAAGAAGCCUUUUGAAGUGAUUUAUAUAUUGUACUAUCCUAUCCUAUCCUACCUACAGUGUUCUAAGUACUGUUUGGUCUUCUGCUUUGUUUUUCUCCCCAGUUUUAGCAUAUGGGUAAAUUAUGUUGUAAAUACAUGAGCA
Molecule: messenger RNA, 1667 nt
Organism: Prunus avium (sweet cherry)
Lineage: Eukaryota; Viridiplantae; Streptophyta; Magnoliopsida; Rosales; Rosaceae
Product: autophagy-related protein 18a
Molecular function (GO): protein binding
Source: RefSeq, a predicted model, not a curated record